CACAUUGCCUUUGAAGAGAACUGGUUAUGAUAGGUUGACAUACAGAGGCUGACAGGGGAAGAGCUACAUUGUAGAGACAAGAGAGCGACAGCGACAGCAAGAGCCAGAACAAAACCAAUUGGAGAACCCUAUCCCUGUGCUCUCUGCCACCACUCCUGGUCUUUCUCUCAUUCUGUCUAUCUUUUCCUCCAUGCUCUCACUGCUUUCGUGGAAGAGAGGAGACAGACAAGGACAGAGCCUUGAACUCAGAAGCUGUGAUGGACACCAAGGCAGUGUUUGCGACUCUGUACAGCGUGUGCGAAGAAAAUGCCACUUUCUUCUCAGGGGGAGCCAAGGGGUCGCAGGGUGAUGCAGCACGGCGGCUGGUGGAUGCCAUGAAGCUGAUACAGGAGCACGCUCGCUGUCUGGAGCCUGUUAUCUCUGGCUUCGCUGCAGUUUACCAUCAUUUUGACUUUGACCCACACAUACCUGCUAACGGCUAUCGCUCACUGGUCAAGGUUGUGCGUUGCUGCCUCCUCCACAUCAUCCACAAGGGGCGCUACAUCACCACCAAUCGCCGCAGCAUCUUUUUCCGAGUAGCGCACAAUGCAGGGGAGAUGGAGGCAUACUGCAGUGCCCUGUGUCAGCUGCGUGCCCUGCUCUACUUGGCUCAGCGCAUGCUACAUGACAACAGCCAUGGCAACCUUUUUUUCCAGGAUGAAAGUGGCCUCAGCGAGAGCUUUGUCCGUGAAUACUCAUCCAUGCACAAGGGGUGCUUCUAUGGCCGUUGCUUGGGCUUUCAGUUCACUCCAGCCAUCCGGCCCUUUCUCCAGACCAUCGCUAUCGGCCUUGUGGCCUUUGGAGAAAACUACAGACGCCAUCAGUCAGGAAUAGGUGUAGCAGCCAGCUCUUUCUUUACCUCAGGAAAGUACGCCAUCGACCCAGAGUUGAGAGGGGCAGAAUUUGAACGUAUCACCCAGAACCUGGAUGUUCAUUUCUGGAAGACCUUCUGGAACAUUACUGAGACUGAGGUCCUGUCGAGUCUCGCCAGUAUGACAUCCACUCAAGUUAAGGUGAACCGGGCUCUUUCUGUGCCCCCUGUGCCCUUUGACCUUCCCCUGGCGGCCAACCACAGAGCAUCUGUAACUAUAGCUCCACCAUCAGCCCACAUUGGCACUGCCCCGAUUCAGAUGAGGCUCAUCUCUUAUGACUUACGUGAAGGACAGGACAGUGAAACUCUGCUGUCUCUCUCUCGCUCUGAGGGGGGCGCCAUCUCUCUGUCACUGGGGUUAAAGACCAAGCGCCUCCCCUCUUCUCCCUGCUUGCUGGUCCACUUCCAUGGGGGGGGCUUUGUGGCCCAGACCUCUAAGUCCCAUGAGCCCUAUCUGAAGAGUUGGUCUCAGGACCUUGGUGUCCCCAUCUUGUCAGUGGACUACUCUCUCGCCCCGGAGGCUCCCUUUCCGAGGGCCCUGGAGGAAUGUUUCUAUGCCUACUGCUGGGCUCUGAGACACCACCACCUACUAGGAUGGACUGGAGAGAAAGUAUGUUUGGCCGGGGACAGUGCGGGUGGCAAUUUGUGUGUGACGACAUCGAUGCGCGCUGCUGCCUUUGGUGUGCGAAUGCCAGAUGGCAUCGUGGCAGCCUACCCGGCUACCCUGCUGACUGCCUAUGCAUCGCCCUCCCGUCUGCUAACACUUAUGGAUCCCCUGCUGCCACUCAGUGUGCUCUCCAGGUGUCUCAGCGCCUACGCAGGCAAUGAGCCGCAAACAGAGAAGCAGGUAGAGAAAGUGAGCACGCUGAGCCUGGUGAGGAGAGACACGGCGCUGCUGCUGCGAGAUUUCCGACAGGGAGCCUCCAACUGGAUCCACUCUCUGCUGGAUCCCAACAGAGCCUCAUCUUCCCCAGGCACAGCUGCAGAGAUGCCACCGGGAGCCACUGAUGCAGUGAGAAAGAGCAUUUCAGAGGCGUCCAUCUCUUCUCCUCACGCUGACCCCCCUGUACCCGCAGAGCCCUCAGAGUUCCCCUCCAGGAAAUUAUCUGUAAAGAGCCAGACUUGCCAGGACUUGGGAUCCCACAACAGCUCCACUUCGCACAGUGCACCGCUGCUCUCUGAGCGUGCUCCAGAAGACGUGAAUUUCUUCCUCUCCAAGGAUGUGGAUCCCUCCAUGUCCAGUGACCUGUAUUCAGUGGCCAUACCACCCCCUGCUGGAGAGGAGGGAUCAGAGCUGGAGCACCCCAGGGAGUUUCCCGUGGGGUUUGAGCCACUGCGUUCAGAGCAACUGGCUGAGAUGAGGGUGGAGAGCUCUCCAGUGGUCAAGGAUCCUUACUGUUCACCUCUGCUGGCCCCUGAUAGCAUGCUGAAAGGGAUGCCACCUGUACAUAUAGUGGCUUGCGCAUUAGACCCCAUGCUGGAUGACUCUGUGAUGUUUGCCAAGCGUUUGAGGAACAUAGACCAGCCUGUCACUCUGUGUGUGGUGGACGACCUCCCCCAUGGCUUCCUCAGCCUAUCGCAGCUCUCCAAGGAGACAAGAGAGGCUGCCAACGUCUGCGUGGAGCGAAUUCGCGCCGUCUUCACCCAGAAGGACACGCCCCCGGAGCCGCGCAAGCACCGAAAGCUGGAACGGACCGAUAGGGGUGUGUCAGCUUCUUCUGGGGAAGCCGCUUCUCUCUACAUUGGCCCCAUUGAGGGAGAAGAGCUAGCUGUCGGGAGAGGGGCUAAAAUUGCUGAUGGGGAGGGCUUAGUUGCUGUGGCAGCCCAGAAUAACACUGACGCUGGUGGUAUUGGGGCUUAAAUAAGGUUAGAUAAAAAAAAAAAGGUCUGCCGUUCACACCGAGGAGUGAAGGAAGAAAGGGUAAAUGAAAGUCAGACAAAUUUAGGCAGUACAGUGUCUAAAAGAGGGGAGAGAGAAAGCAUCCUAAAAACAGAUAGGAGCGAAGGGUGCAGUCUAGGAGAAUGCCCAGUUUUUUGGGAGACAGAAAUGUGACGUCCUCUCCGUUACAAUUCUUGCCACUUGUCUGUGCACCAUCAUGUGCUGACGCAACUUUGGCAGACCAGACGAACACACCCACUGAAGACAGUCAUGUUUAAGAAUAAAAUGGUAAUUUAGCAUUCCUUAGAUCAAAGACCAGCACCCACCCACACAUGCAGCACACAUACUUGAUCGAGUUGCUGUUCAGUGGCGCAGGCUCGGACAUAAAGUAGCGCAGAAGAUUCUUGAGACGAAGCCUGAAUGGGUGAUUCAUCUAGGCCAAGGCAGUCAUUUAAGGCUCUAAUCAGAUGGUGGUAGGCACACUAUAUGCUUCUGUAUAGAGUCAUCCCUAUCAAAAUGGCCACUUGUCCUUUAGGGAACUACUCUAAAUCACACAUAAUAACUCUGCAUUGUGUUCUCCAUUACGGCAGUUUGGCAGUCAAUACAGCUCACUUUGUGGAUAGUAACUCUGUUGACUCUCUCCCAAAUUCAAUUACGACGUUAAAAUACAACAGACUGAAAGACUCGAAACUGGAUUAAUAGGUUUACUUGUUUCUUGAGAUUCUGUUGCAGUUUUCAAUCAUAUUAUCAACCCUAUGCAUUAGUAUUACUUUUGUUAUUUAUAUCUUUUUUUCUGUUGCUGUAGUAUAAUCCAUGAAUCGUGACACUUUGUUGAUUUGUGCACUACAUUGUUUGUUUAAUGUAAUCUUAUGCUGUUUAUGCCACAUUUUUGAAUGUGCUCAAUAUUUACUUUGCUUCUUCUUUAGCCACAGCUGCUCGGACAUCCCCAGACUUUCCUAUUAAACUCAUAUCCUACUCUCAGUAAUGCAUACUGAUAGGGGAGACGGUGCCCUACCUAGAUGCCGCCUGGUGCUUUUUGUAGUGCUGAUAUUGCAAAUGCAAAAAUCGCAUUGUUGAUUGUUAUAGUGAAAUUUGUGGAGAUGCACUGAGAUACACUAUUUUCUGAACACAAGUACAUGCUUGAAAAGUUGGUCUCUAUCUUUUCAAGUCUUUAAAGAGCCUCUUCAAAGAUCUCAGCUCUGAGAUGACUGAAAGAGGCUAAAUGUUUUUAUUUUUAUUAUUUUAAGACUGGAAAUAGCUGCUUGACCUCCUGCCUCUGCAGAACAGUAGUAAGAGGAGUGGGAUGGGGGUGACAAAAAAGCCCAGCCCUCAACUAUCAAUACACAUUUUAAGCACUGAUUUGCUCUCAGGUUGUUCCCAUUCCUCGCCAGGGCCAGGCGUUAUUUCUCACUACUUCUCUGCAUGUGUCAAAGUACCACUUCUCUCGGGCCAGGAGAUUUUAUGCCUGACUACCUGUUUCCACAAAUCGGAGGCUUUUAGGCAAAGCUUGAAGAUACUGACCAAGAAAAGAGAUUGUAAGAGUGCAGUGUAAAAGCCACUGAAUUUGUAUUUGGUCAACUAAAAGUGGCUGGCUGUCCAGAUUUUUUUUCCUUCUCUCCAUCAUCACGUUUGGGGUUCACUUUGUUUUCAAUAACCUGAGAACACUCCUCUGAGCGUGAUGCCAUCGAAGCACUUUGAAGUGCACAAAAAUGUCCUUCUGAGGGUCAGUUCCUCUAUCAGGUCCAACUAAAUAUAGAUGCCAACAAUGCUGGCACUGUCCUGCCCUUGCCUGGUAACAGGGCUGGGGUUGCCAGGUCUGUAGAGAGGGAUGCUGUGUGAUGAAUAGGAUUUAGCUGAAGCUCCGAGUGCAAAAUCCUCCCCCCUGUAGAAGAGCAGGAAUUUUAGCAGCAAAGUCAUGCUACAGGAUUAGGCCAUGCUCAGUUCUGUCAGCUUGGAGUAUUUACUGCAAUAUUUUUAGUCAGAUUGAUGGAGACAACCAGGGUCUUGAGGAGGAAGAAAGUAAUACACUCAUUCUCUCAGAAAUGCUGGGCUGAAGUUUGUACUUGCUUUACUAGCCACUGUUUAUGCUCACUCUGCACUUUUGCAGCAGUUGGUUUGUCAAUCCGUGAAGUGUAUUUUAAGCUUGAGCCUGUAUACAUGUCACUUUUUUUUUUUUUUUCCUUCGUUGCUUAGUGCCUGUAUGUGUGGCUCAAGUGGAGUCUGCAUGUGCACAUUCAUGUGAUCACACCAGUCUCUAUUGUGUGAGAAACAUGAGCUCACACAUGGGACACGUCCUCUUUGUUUGUGUCGUGUGUUCACAUAAAGACAGGAAUGGCACUUCACAGUCAAGAGACUAUCCAGAGAAUUAAUCAUCUGUUGUUUAGAGCAGCGUCUAUGAAGAAAUCAAACCUCUAUGGCACAACAGUUUUUGUUUGUGAUGUACAUUGACUUGACUGAAAACUCCACCGCCUAUGAAGCCCAGAAGGGUUGAUUGGUCAUUAGCACCUUGUUGUUUGAAUUAUGUGAAUACAAGAAAACUUUAAAAAAAAAAAAAAAAAAACUUAUGUGUUAAAUCUUAAAUGUUAUUCAUUCACUUCUUGUGUUUUGACCUUCAUAUGCCUCUCACCCUUGGUGACCACUGAUGCAUCAGGCUAAGCUGAGUGCAGGUGAUGGACCAGAGAGCCCAUCUGGUGUUUUGGACAGAUGAAUUUGCAGAGAAUGAGUCUUAGUUCUCCCAUUCCUGACAUUAUUGUGCUUAUAAGCUGCCUGCAACUAUGAGCUGAAAUGUUUGAUUCAAUAUUGUUUCAAUUAGUGUUGCUGCUUCACAGUGUGUAUGUGUGGAUAAUCCACAUGACAUCUUCAUAAUUUCAAAUCGUCCUUGUUGAGUUCAAACUAGUGUUAGUGGAUCAGUGUAAUAUUGCUUUUUUGGUAGUUCAAUUAUCAGGUUAUACAUCAUACCUCUACACUUCGAACGCUCCUCUCACUAGAGAUUUUUGCCCCAAGCUGAUUUCGGUCAAGUGCAAUGCAAAAUGCUACGCUGCUGCAAACAUGAGCUAGUUGGUUCAACCAUUAUGUCAACAUUUACACUUAAGCUAUGCAGUUACACACACACACACACACACUUACACACACUCACACGCACACAGCAUCACACCAUCACACCAUUUCUCUUGUCACAGUUUCUGUUUAAUGUGGUAAUGCUGUUUUUUUGUGCAAUGUGUUUUAAUCACCUCAAGGUUGGAUUUCAUAGUUAGCAUACCAACUUUAAUAUCGCAAAACUAGUUUCAAAGUAGUAGAUUUAAUGAGAUGAAGCUUAAUCAUGUUACAAAUGUAUUAGUGUGUUGGACUGACCUCAAGCACCUCUGCAAAAUGUUUCCUAAUGAGAAAAUCUCAUUUAAUCGAUCAAUUAGAUGUUUUAAUUUUUGCUGUUCUUUCAUUUAUGGUUAGUUUCAAGCAGAACCAAAGACUGCAGUCAGUCAGACAGAUGUACUGUCCUUGCCGUUUAGUGUUUGCUGUUAACUGGUAUAACUGAAAAUGCAGGUGCUAGUCAGUGUCGUAGCCUGUCUGCACUGCACAUGCAAGUUGCUCCGCACUGUAAAAUGCAGUUCUGAUGUAGAAUAUGAUUAGCCUUUAAACAGAAAAACAAGCCAUAGACUGGAAACAAAGUUGUUUUAAGUUUACUUGUUUUUUGUUUUGUUUUUUUUUGUUUUUUUACUUUUUUUUCAUUUUCUUUUAUUGAAAACACCACAAGUGCAAACCUGUGAAUCAAAAAAAGAAUGUAUAUUAAACAUUAUGAUUCAUGUAGAUAUUUUUACUUUAAGAUUUGUUAAUCAGAAUGAUUGCAGAUUGAUUGAGUUUUGACUGCAUUGUUUUUGCAGGUUUCAUACUAGAGUGUCUGUGUCGGAUAUGCCAUGAGCAGGCUGGUUUCUUCUUUUGUUGAUUUUUAUCUAAAUAAAUAUAUUCUCCCAUGAACGA
Seriola dumerili (greater amberjack) is the source of this 6764-nucleotide messenger RNA. It is a transcript of the gene lipeb, whose product is annotated as lipase E, hormone sensitive type. NCBI's taxonomy places the organism in Eukaryota, Metazoa, Chordata, Actinopteri, Carangiformes, Carangidae. The transcript is spliced from 13 exons. Gene Ontology annotation, molecular function: sterol ester esterase activity; triacylglycerol lipase activity. Gene Ontology annotation, cellular component: cytosol. The record is from RefSeq and is a predicted model, not a curated record. Gene Ontology annotation, biological process: cholesterol metabolic process; triglyceride catabolic process. The coding region runs from base 258 to 2771 and encodes 837 amino acids.